AUGGCUUCUACCGAUGAUUUUUUUGGUUCUGCCUUUGUUGAUAUUAACAUGCCAUUUCGUUUUGAGGACAAGUCAGCGAAGGAAAUUUGGGAGGCGCUGCAAAAGAAAUAUGAUACAGAAGAGGCGGGGACUAAAAAAUACGCUGUUAGUCGCUACCUGAAGUAUCAAAUGGUGGACGAUAAAUCUGUGGAGGCCAAUCUCACGAAAUUCAGAAAAUUGCGCAUGAGAUUAUCUCAGAAGAAUCAGAACCGCAACUCGAAUUUAAAUUCCAACCGCAACAACCAGAACACUCCUCGAAACAACAAUCAGAGUUGGAACCAUAACAAGAACCAACAUGGAAGGCAACAACCUCCACCUAAACAGAAUGACUCUGGACAAUUCCUUUGUUACAACUGUAACAAGCCAGAUGGGUGGUGGGUAGACACUGGCGCUUCUCACCAUGUCUGCUAUGAUCAUGCUAUGUUUAAAACAUACACUGCUGCUGAUGAUAAGAAAGUGUUGUUGGGAGAUUCCCAUACCACUAUUGUUGCUGGGAUUGGGAAUAUGGAGCUUAAGUUUACCUCAGGAAAGACUUUAUUACUGAAAGAUGUAAUGCAUACUCCUGAGAUGAGAAAGAAUAUGGUUCUUCCAACAUUGUCCUCCGAAGAAGAUGAUGAUAUUAUUAAAUCAGUAGGGGAGGGUAAGGUGCCGUCCUACUUGCUAGAGUCCAAGAUCGGAGACUGUAAGAGAGUCGCUGCGAUUCGACGUGAGGCGCUUCAGAGGACGGUGGGAAGGUCGCUCCAGGGUUUUCCUUUGGAAGGGUUCGAUUACGAAUCUAUUUUGGGGCAGUGCUGCGAAAUGCCUGUUGGGUACGUCCAGAUUCCGAUGGGGAUCGCGGGUCCAUUGUUGCUCGAUGGGUUCGAGUAUUCGGUGCAGAUGGCGACUACGGAGGGUUGUUUGAUUGCGAGUACAAACAGAGGUUGCAAGGCUAUCCAUUUUUCUGGUGGGGCUACCAACAUGUUUUUGAGGGACAGCAUGACCAGAGCACCGAUUGUGAGGUUUAAUUCCGCCAAGAGCGCUUCCGAGUUGAAGUUCUUCUUGGAGGACCCUGAAAAUUCCGAGACACUUUCCAUCAUCUUUAACAGGUCUAGUAGAUUUGCCAGGCUCCAGGGUAUUCAUUGCGCGAUUGCUGGUAAGAAUGUGUAUAUCAGAUUUACCUGCAGCACGGGAGACGCCAUGGGGAUGAACAUGGUUUCAAAAGGAGUUCAAAAUGUUCUUGAUUUCCUUCAAAAUGACUUUGAUGACAUGGAUGUUAUUGGCAUAUCUGGUUAGUUUUUUUUUUUUUGGAUUAUUAUAUUUAUAUUUUUAGACCAUUUAGUCACUUUUAUUUCUUGUGAACUUGUCAAAUUUUUCUUCAACCUGAGUUGGUGCUGCUGUUCCUUUUUUCAGUUAUGUGCAGUAAUACACCCCCUAUAUUCAUAUCCCUUGAAGAUGAACUCAAGGAAAAUAAAACAUUUAAAUAAUCAAAUAAUGAAAUAGUUUAAUUUGGCAAUAAGUUUCAAGACAAUUAUUUUAUUUGAUUGCUAUUUUGGCUUGUAUCCAUUCAUUUAUUAGAGAAUUGAACUGUGUCUUUUAUUUUAUUAGAUAAAAUAGAAGCGAAUAGAAUAUCUGAGUAGUAUCUGCUCAAGCUUUUAUUUAUUAGGCUAACUUUUUAUGUACUAAGGAAGGCUUAUGCAGAAAAUUUUAUUUAUUAGAUUCAGCAUGCCUAUUUACUUGAAAUAGAAAAAUUAAUAUGAAAAGCUCAAUGUAAAGUUAAAAAAGAGUUGAGGUUCAGCCAAUCAUUUUGUUUACAAGAGAGCAUAAACAUUUAUUUUUGUAAUGGAUUUUGUGGAUUAAGUUGGGAUCAGAUUGUAUACUAGUUUUUUGUAAUGAAUCCACUUAUGCUUGUUUGUUUUUAUUGAAUAGCCGUUACCACUGGUUUUCUGAGGCCAUAAUUUUAUAAAUUCAAGGGUGAAAAGUGGAAGCUUUCCAAUAAGAUAACAAUAUAUGUAUAUAUUGUUAGACAAUG
This is a messenger RNA of Humulus lupulus (European hop), 2047 nucleotides long. Its product is annotated as 3-hydroxy-3-methylglutaryl-coenzyme A reductase 2-like. Lineage: Eukaryota; Viridiplantae; Streptophyta; Magnoliopsida; Rosales; Cannabaceae. Gene Ontology annotation, molecular function: hydroxymethylglutaryl-CoA reductase (NADPH) activity. The coding region runs from base 1 to 1311 and encodes 436 amino acids. The transcript is spliced from 6 exons. The record is from RefSeq and is a predicted model, not a curated record. Gene Ontology annotation, biological process: coenzyme A metabolic process; isoprenoid biosynthetic process; sterol biosynthetic process. Gene Ontology annotation, cellular component: peroxisomal membrane; endoplasmic reticulum membrane.